UUUUUGUGAUUGUGGUUAUGGAUGGGUUUAUGAUUUAUUCACGGCUCUUUCAUUGCGGAAAAUGCAUGUGGGUGUGGGUGAGAAAGAGCAAGAGAACGUGGGAAUAAUUGAAUCAAGACUCAGAACAACCCCUCAUACGUACAGACUUUCAAAGACAAAUUCACAUUAUUAUUUUAUAUAUUUCUAUUUUAGUUCUCUUUAGUUUCAGAGCUCACAUGCUACACCUUGUUGUAUUACUUGUCCUGGUCCCUUAUUUAAAGCUGAACCUCUGGUUGGAAAUGACAAUAAAUGUAAACAAAAGUACAUUAAUUCUCAACUCUCAUAAUCACUCACUUACCUUCUCUUUUUCUUCUCUCUUUGCUCUCUCAUCCAAUUAAUAAUAAUGGCCAAACUCAUUUUUGCAUUGGCAAUCUUGGUUGGACUAGUACUCAAUAUUUCUACCAAAGUGGGUGCAUUUGCCGCAUCUGGAUGGACUCCAGCUCAUGCUACAUUCUAUGGUGGAAGUGAUGCCUCGGGCACUAUGGGUGGGGCUUGUGGAUAUGGUAAUUUGUAUCAAGCAGGGUAUGGUACUAGGACUGCUGCAUUAAGCACAGCUUUGUUCAACGAUGGAGCUUCAUGUGGGCAAUGCUAUAAGAUCAUGUGUGACUAUAAAACAGAUCCAAGAUGGUGUGUCAAAGGAUCUUCUAUCACUAUCACAGCCACCAAUUUUUGCCCACCAAACUUUGCUCUUCCAAAUAACAAUGGAGGCUGGUGCAACCCACCACUCAAGCAUUUUGACAUGGCUCAACCUGCUUGGGAAAAAAUUGGUAUUUACAGGGGAGGCAUCAUACCUGUUGUGUUCCAAAGGGUUCCAUGCAACAAGAAGGGUGGAGUUAGAUUCAGCAUCAAUGGGAGGAACUACUUUGAGCUUGUUUUGAUAAGCAAUGUAGGAGGGGCUGGAUCUAUUCAAUCUGUUUCUAUUAAAGGCUCAAAAACCUCUGGAUGGAUGUCCAUGUCAAGGAAUUGGGGAGCUAAUUGGCAGUCUAAUUCCUUUCUCAAUGGUCAAUCUCUAUCCUUUAAGGUCACCACUACUGAUGGUGUAACUAGACAAUUCCUAAAUGUUGUUCCAGCAAAUUGGUCAUUUGGCCAAACAUUUGCAAGUCGAGUCCAGUUCUAAAAGCUCAAGAAUAGCUUAGGGUUCAAGGUUUAGAGUUUUGAUCGGAUAGGCCGAGGCGUGCUUGGUAUUUUCAUGAAGCAGCCCGCCGCUAUUUUCUGGUCAUCCAAUCAGAUUGAAUGAAUAUAUUUUGGGGAGCAAAAACCUGUGAACUCAAAGCUAGGCUAGCUACUACCUUUUCAAUUAUUCUUCCUUUCCUUUUGUUUCUCUAAUUUAGCAAGAGAAAUGGAACAGGCAUAUGGCCAAGGAUGUUUCUCCUUCCUUUAUGUGUGGAUUUUGUAUUUGUUAUAGUACUCAAAUAAAGAGUGUAUUAUUUGAAGGUGCAA
Messenger RNA from Cannabis sativa, 1479 nucleotides. Its product is annotated as expansin-A11. Gene Ontology annotation, cellular component: extracellular region. The transcript has 3 exons. Bases 383 to 1156 code for a protein of 257 amino acids. Gene Ontology annotation, biological process: plant-type cell wall organization. The record is from RefSeq and is a predicted model, not a curated record. NCBI's taxonomy places the organism in Eukaryota, Viridiplantae, Streptophyta, Magnoliopsida, Rosales, Cannabaceae.